Molecule: messenger RNA, 528 nt
Organism: Anopheles moucheti
Lineage: Eukaryota; Metazoa; Arthropoda; Insecta; Diptera; Culicidae
Product: C-type lectin 37Db-like
Exons: 2
Coding region: 1-528 (175 amino acids)
Biological process (GO): biological process involved in interspecies interaction between organisms
Cellular component (GO): external side of plasma membrane
Molecular function (GO): carbohydrate binding
Source: RefSeq, a predicted model, not a curated record
AUGAAGCGCUCCUUUGUGACUACAAUUGUAGCUGUUUUAACAGUUUCCUUCGCUCAAUUUCAAAUAUCAGCCAUUGGUCACGAUGCGAUAUCUUUUAGAGUUUUGCAGCAGAAAUCUUAUUACUUUGGUAAUAUCUUUAAACUAAACUGGCACAAGGCGUCUGCGUUCUGUAGGUCUCAAGGUUUAUUCCUAGUGUCGAUCAAAAACCAAGCACAACUGGAUGAAGUAAUUGGCUAUGUAAGAAAAAUUGGAUAUUUCCUAACCGAGGAGACUCUACAGCUGUGGACCUCGGGGAAUGACCUGGAAGAGAAAAAUCAAUACAUCUGGACAUCGACGGGCGAACGGAUAACGCUCAAUCGUUGGUCCGUGGGUGAGCCUAAUCAUAUGAAGGAGGACGACUGCAUAAUAGAGCAGUGUGUAGUACUGCAGCACUAUGAGCCUCCAGCAUCCGGUCGAGCAAACUAUUCGUUAGACGACAGGGCAUGCUAUAGGGAAUAUUACUUCUUGUGUGAAUCGUUAGAUGGUUAG